Messenger RNA from Anopheles darlingi, 992 nucleotides. RefSeq lists its product as uncharacterized. Lineage: Eukaryota; Metazoa; Arthropoda; Insecta; Diptera; Culicidae. The transcript has 3 exons. The record is from RefSeq and is a predicted model, not a curated record. The coding region runs from base 5 to 376 and encodes 123 amino acids.
AUCAAUGUACCGACCGUGUGGUGGCCGACUGCUCGCGUUGCUGUUGCUUGCAGUGGGAACGGUAGUGCACUGUGAGGCACCGUACAGCACGACCUCACACGUCACCAUCAUCGGUAAGUACGCGGCGGCUGCUACUCUCUGCUACACGACAUCGAUCAAGUCGGACGUGUUUAGUUUCGUGCCGAUCAGCAGAACUGUCACUUUUACGCCGAAAAAAAGCGUUAGUUUCGUGAAAAUCAGCUCGAAAGCAUCACCACUUCUGGGCACUCGGCUGGUUAUGGGAGGUCUCGGAAGUUCACCAGCCAGUCCCAUCAGCGUUGCACUCACCACCGACUUUGGAGGACGAUUGAAUGCCGAAAUAGAAGCUUUCUGUUGACGGAACACGGCAAAGUGCAUUAAGCAAAUAUGAAAAGGUUUCAAUGUGAAAUGCAGUGCGUUCGGGUGCUCAUAACGAUCGUUGCGCUGGUGCUAGUCACUGAAGGACGUGCUACACGAUCGUUGGAUCGACAAUUUGCUCUCGGGUCGGUGGAUACUGCUUCCCAAAUUUGUUAUUCCGCACCGAUCAGUUCUCAAAGCAGCAAACCCUCUGUCCAGAUCGUCACAGCUAAUGUGCCAAUGAUGAGCACCAUCAAAUAUGCUGAAGUUAUGUCCAAUUCGCCGGAGCAGCUGCACGUUCAAAUUAUUGCCGGAAGUAUCGGAGGGAAAUCCCUUUCGUUGGCUAUUAUUGCUGCACAUAGAGGGCCAUGGAAUGCUCACGUUAGGGUGUACUGUGCCGUAAAGACAACAACAACGACGACGACGACGCCGAACACAUUAAUAUGAUUGCGCAGCAGUAAGAUUCAACAUGAAAUUGUGCAAUCGGCGCUGUUCCGAUGAUCCACAUAAAAAAAAUGCAACUGUAUACGGAAUCGUGUUUCCGAUUUGACGCAUUUGCAGCGCAUUAGACAGAGCGAAAAGCCGAAUCUUUUAAUAAAUCUCAGACUGGCCACCGA